This is a messenger RNA of Lathyrus sativus (Indian pea), 468 nucleotides long. The record is from the annotation of a GenBank genome assembly. Lineage: Eukaryota; Viridiplantae; Streptophyta; Magnoliopsida; Fabales; Fabaceae.
AUGCAGAUCUUCGUCAAAACCCUAACGGGGAAAACCAUCACCCUCGAGGUCGAGUCUUCCGACACCAUCGACAAUGUCAAAGCCAAGAUCCAAGAUAAGGAAGGAAUCCCACCGGACCAACAGCGUCUCAUCUUCGCCGGCAAACAGCUCGAAGACGGCCGCACUCUUGCUGACUACAACAUCCAGAAGGAAUCCACCCUCCACCUUGUUCUCCGUCUCCGUGGAGGCGCCAAGAAGCGUAAGAAGAAGACUUACACAAAGCCAAAGAAGAUUAAGCACAAGCACAGGAAGGUGAAGCUUGCUGUUCUUCAGUUUUACAAGGUUGAUGAUUCUGGGAAGGUUCAGAGGUUGAGGAAGGAGUGCCCGAAUGCGGAGUGCGGUGCGGGGACAUUCAUGGCAAAUCACUUUGAUCGUCAUUACUGUGGCAAGUGUGGUUUGACCUAUGUUUAUCAGAAAGCUGAUGCUUGA